CCAACUCGCUGUCUGUCUGCAUUCCAUCUCUGCUUUGGGAAAGACAGGGCCGAAAAGAAGAAAUGGUAUAAAUAGAAACAACACGAGUAGGUUGGACUACUCUGAACAACGACCAGUGGAUAUACGGACCGUAGGCCUCCUAAUUACCGGGAUUUACGGAUGACGAAUGUAUACGAGAAAACGGCAUACUUUUGAUUUCUGGGAAACUACACGAGAGAAGGAGGUUGAUGUUGCCAAACACAAACGUCCUCUUUUUUCAUUUUAAAGAGGAACACAAGAUGGCUGGCGACUGCAUCCAGUAACGAGGAUCAAACAGCGCCGUUCCCCUUUAAGCGGAGCGAACGGCUGAAGACAUGGAGAUGGCUGAAAUGUGGAAAAGCUGUCUCGAAGAAGAACUCAUAUGUCCCAUUUGUUUGCACACGUUCACGGAGCCGGUACAGUUACCGUGCAAACACAAUUUCUGCCGUGUGUGUAUAAACGAAGCCUGGUCCAAAGAUGCCGGCAUGGUCCGGUGUCCAGAAUGCAACCACGGAUACAGUCAAAAACCAAGUUUGGACAAGAACCACAAACUGUCGAACAUUGUGGAGAAAUUCAACGCCUUGAACGUUGAAAAAACUCCGACGGUAUUGCAGUGCAUCCUGUGUCGCAGGGGACCUCCGCUACCUGCCCAAAAGGUGUGUUUGAGGUGUAAGGCCCCGUGCUGCCUGUCUCACGUACAGACCCAUCUCCAACAGCCUUCCUCCAACCUGGGGCACUUGCUAGUCGACGCCGGGGAGGUGCGAGCGUGGAGCUGUCCCCAGCAUGACGAGUACAGGCUAUAUCAUUGUGAAACGGAACAAGUGGCGGUCUGCCAAUACUGCUGUUUCUCCAGAUGUGCUGCUAACCACGGCCACGCCGUGUGCGACGUUGAAGUGCGACGUAAUGACAUCAGACAAAUGCUGGUGAAGCAGCAGGAUCGUAUGGAGGAGCGGGUCCAGGAUGUGGAGGAACAGCUGUACAAACUGGACUCUGACAAGUGUCUGGUGGAGGACAAAGUUCAGCAGCUGAAAGAGGAGGUGCAGCUCCAAUAUCAGAAGAUGCACCAGCUCCUGGAGGAGGAUUUGGCAAAAACCCUGGAGGUUCUGGACAAGGCCCAGUCCAAGUUCUGCCAGGAGAACUCCGCCCAGGCCCUACAGCUCAGCGAACAGCAGCAGGACGCCAAGAAACUGCUGGGACGAGUCCAGGCGGUCUUCGACAAAACGGAUGACGUGAACUUCAUGAAGAACACAAAAUCCAUGAAAAUACUGAUGGACAGAUGUCAGUCCUGUGUUGGAAACUCUCUUCCCCCACACAAAGUGGGAAAUCUCAACUCUAGACUCUUCCUGUCCGAACUCUCCAAGAGAGAGAAGAGCCUGGCCAAAAUGCUGGAGGUUCCCUUCAGUCCUCCGGCCAGUUUUCUGCAGACGGUUCCGGCCUAUCUCUGUGGUGUGAGUGGUUCUGGAGUGGAGAAGCGGAGACAUUCCGUCGCCUUCCCUGACAGCAGUGGCAGCAGCAGCGGCUCCAGAGCUGGCGCCAGCUUCAUGGACUCUUCCUCUUCCACCAGCUCUUCUGCCAAACAGCCCUACCUGGGCGCGGCCCCCCCUCCGGGAGAGGGCCAGUCGUCCCAGCAGACCCUGGGUCCGUGCGGCCCGGCCCAGCAUGUCGGGGGGGCCGGCGCCCCCGGUGGCUCCCAGUCCAUUCCCCAUUCCGGCUCCGUCUUGCCCCACUCUCACUACCCCAACGGAGGGACCUCCCAGUUAUCCCAGUACGGCGGGCGUAAAAUCCUCAUGUGCACGGUGGAUAACUGCUACUGCUCAGGAAUGCCGUCGGUGUCCAGCCACAGAGGGGGCCACCCCCCGUACCCCCGUUCAGGCUCUUUCCCCUGGCCCGUCAGCUCACAGGAGUACUCCACACACCCUCUGCCCCCCGCCCCCGCCAUGUCCCAGCCCCUCCAGAGCCUCACCAUGAGAGACUGGAUCGACGCCUCGCAGUCCCACAGACACGCUGACUUCUACAGUCUGUACGGCCAGUCUUCCGCCAAACAUUACGUCACCAGCUAGCCCUCACCCCCCC
This is a messenger RNA of Chanos chanos (milkfish), 2091 nucleotides long. It is a transcript of the gene trim8b, whose product is annotated as tripartite motif containing 8b. NCBI's taxonomy places the organism in Eukaryota, Metazoa, Chordata, Actinopteri, Gonorynchiformes, Chanidae. The record is from RefSeq and is a predicted model, not a curated record.